Messenger RNA from Coturnix japonica (Japanese quail), 4358 nucleotides. RefSeq names its product bromodomain testis associated (gene BRDT). The record is from RefSeq and is a predicted model, not a curated record. Gene Ontology annotation, biological process: chromatin remodeling; regulation of DNA-templated transcription. Gene Ontology annotation, cellular component: nucleus; chromatin. Lineage: Eukaryota; Metazoa; Chordata; Aves; Galliformes; Phasianidae.
AGCUACUGGGAGGGGACAGAACCAGGACAGAUGCCCCAGACUGGCCAAAAGGAUACCAUCUGAUGCUGUGCUCAGCAAUAAAAGCUGAGGCGAAAGAAGGAGGAGGGGGAUGUUCGGAGUGAUGGAGUUUGUCUUCCUGAGACACUGCUACACGUGACGAACCCUGCUUUCCUGGAAGUGGCUGAACAUCUGCCUGCUGAUGGGAAGUAGCAAGUGAAUUCCUUGUUUUGCUUUGCUUGUUAGAUGUGUAAUGAAGAUUUUGGAAAACGUGGAUGUAUGUUGAAGAUGUCUCUUCCAAGCCAGCGUCAUUCUCUUAUUACUAACCCUCCUCCACCAGAAUAUAUAAACACCAAAAAUAGUGGGUGUCAAACAAACCAACUUCAGUACUUACAGAGAGUGGUCAUGAAAGCCAUGUGGCGACACAACUUUUCCUGGCCGUUUCAUCAGCCCGUGGAUGCAGCAGCACUGAAUCUUCCAGAUUACUACAGCAUUAUAAAGAAACCCAUGGACCUGGGCACAAUUAAAAAGCGUCUGGAACAUAAUUACUACACAAAAGCUGCAGAAUGCAUUGAUGACUUCAAAACUAUGUUCUUGAACUGCUACAUAUAUAACAAGGCAGGUGAUGACAUUGUGUUUAUGGCCCAAGAACUAGAAAAAGUGUUCACGCAGAAAAUAGCACAAAUGCCACCAGAAGAAAUACUGAUUCCUGACAAAGGAAAAAGAAAAGAAAAGCUGCCAGAAGAAACUCGGCAGACAAACAGUGGGACUUCAUCUAAACAGAGCACAAGGCAGAAACAAGCUGAAAGGGGAGAGCAGCCUACAUUGGUAACUCAAGAGCUACAGAAGGCUACAUCACCUCCUUUGUCUGCAGCUCAGCUGACUGCUUUAAUGCCAACUGCCAUCCCUAUCACAAAAACAAAAAAAGGUGUGAAAAGGAAGGCUGACACUACGACUCCUACUACUUCAACACUCACAACAAGCAGUGAAUCUUCCGCAACAUGUAACAAAAGAAAAACUGUUAAAGCAGACAAAGGUGAAAAUGAAUCUAGGAUACCAAAGAAGAUUCUGAAGAAGGGCUUGCCAGAUUCUCAGCAAUCACCUAAAGUUCUCAAAAAGAUUCAGUUAUCAAAACAACUAAAAUAUUGUAAUGAAAUCCUCAAAGAAAUGUUCUCAAAGAAACAUUCAGCAUAUGCAUGGCCUUUCUUAAAAUCUGCGGAUGUGGAAUCCUACUCGGUUGGUGAGCAAAAAGGAGUUGCCAAAUGUCCUACAGAUCUGGGAACCAUUAAAAAAAAAAUGGAUAACUUUGAAUAUAGAGAUAUACAAGAAUUUGCUGCAGAUGUUAGAUUAAUGUUCAUGAAUUGCUACAAAUGUAAUUCUCCAGACCAUGAAGUGGUCGCCAUGGCAAAAAAACUUCAGGAUGUUUUUGAGACUCAAUUCGCCAAAAUUCCUGAUGAGCCAGCUACAAGUGGUGUUCUGCCACAGCACACAAGAGACAUUACAAAAGGUUAUUCCAGUGACAGCAGCAGUGAUGACUCUUCAGAAGAGAAAUCAUCUGAAGACUUUGAAAAGGAGAGAACAGCAUACCUUGCAAAGCUUCAGGAGCAGCUUAAAGCUGUUCACCAGCAGUUGCAGGCUUUGACCAGAGCAUCCUUACCUAGAUGGAAAAAGAAAAAAGAGAAGGCUAAAAGAGAAAAGGGGAAGAACAAGAGCAAAGCUAAAGCAAGCCUGAUUCAAAAGAAGAAAGAUCUAAUACACAAAAAGUCUAAGAAAAAGCACUCUUCAAACAUUCAAUCAAAGGAAGCCAUCCAGCAGAUCUUGUUGGCACAUAAGUCAGAAGAUGAUGAUGGUGCCAAGCCUAUGAAUUAUGAUGAAAAAAGGCAGUUGAGUUUGAACAUAAAUAAGCUGCCUGGAGAUAAGCUUGGAAAAGUAGUCCAUAUAAUACAAUCAAGAGAACCGUCACUGAGGAAUUCUAGCCCCGAUGAGAUAGAAAUAGACUUUGAAACUUUAAAGGCUUCAACACUCAGAGAAUUAGAGAGUUAUGUGGCAACCUGUCUGAGGAAGAGACCAAGAAAGCAGCAUGCCAAAAAAGCAAUGAAGCCAAAAGAACAGCUUCUUUCUGAGAGGAAACAAGAGCUGGAGAAAAGACUACUGGAUGUCAACGGUCAGCUAAAUCCAAAGAGAGAGAACUUCAAAUUUGAAAGCAGAGCUGAGUCUAGUUUUGGACCAAGCCGACUGAGUGAAAGCAGCAGCAGCCUCUCCGACUCAGGCAGCAGCACUAGCAGUGCUUCCAGCUCCUCAGACAGCAGUGACUCUGAAUCGGUUACGGAAACAUGCUCAGAACAGAAUGGAAUGAGGCCAAACUGCCUAACUUUGGAACAACCUAAGAGACCAUCACUGUGCUUACAGAGAAUGUCCUACAACACUGUUCUGCAAGUACAGCCCUCAUCUAUCACUAGUAGCCUGCAAAGCUAUGGAUCACCCAAACCACAGCUGUCACCUGAACCACAGCUGUUGUCUCCCACUGGGCAACAGAAGCUUAAGCCUUUACAAAGUAGAUCUCUUAAAACAGCAGAACAAAAUACCAAAUCUCCCUCAGGUAUGCUUACGGGUGUUUGUGCUUCGCAUGACACUUCAGCCAAGCAAAUGCCUCAGACUGCUCCAAGGACAGAUCAGCCUUUUGGUAACCAGUGUACACAGGCCGUUCCAGAGGUAUCCAAUACAGCUUCCCCUGUUGACAGUGCUGAUGGGACUAAAGCUGAAAAAACAUUACUUAAUCUCGAUGAAGUUCAAAGCAAAGCCAGUGAGAGAACUGCUGAUUCAGAAUCUAUAAACCAAGAGAGUCACUGUAAUAAACCUAAUGGUACAAAGACUCCAGAGACAAAACCCCAGAGCUCUCCAGAAAGGGCCACAGUAAUUAAGAACAUAGACUCCUGGGUAAGCUUAUGCAAAACGAUGACGGUUCCAGCUCCAAUAAAGUCAUCUGCUGAGAGCUUCAAGCACUUCAGGAAAGUAGCCUUACAGAAAGCAGCUGGGCAAGCACAGGAAAAAGAGAGGGUCCAUAAAGGCACAGGAUUGGAUGCCACAGCAAUGAAAGACUGUAAGCCCACAAAAGAAGAGGAUAUGAGCAAACAAUUGCCAGAAGCUCAGCAACAGCCUCUAGUUAAGGACCGUAACUUGGCUAGAAAAAUGGAACAAGAACGCAGACGGAGAGAAGCAAUGGCUUGUACAAUUGAUAUGAAUUUGCAGAGUGAUAUUAUGACAACUUUUGAAGAAAACCUUGAAUGAAAAUGGCGGUUAAUGUAGAACUUAACUUUGGUACCACGGCUGACUGUACGACUUUGAAAAUGUAAUAGUUAGGAGCUUAAACACUGAAAUCACUUAAAGAGCAUGGAAGCUCCUGUAAAUGCUUGAUAUGGAAAGUUUGCUCUACUGAUUACAGUUCAUAUUUUGUGUGUACAUAUGCAUGAUUUUUCUAAUCCUUUAAUCCAUUUUUUUUUCAGAAGCACUUCAGAAUCUGUUAUACAGUUCACAGCCAAAUUCUCUGUGUGUGUUAAAUUUAGUGUGCUAAAUGUGCAACUAUAGAAACUACAUUAAAUCAAAGUCUUGCUAAUUAUAUGAUUAUUAUUAAGACAGUCAUUUGUUACGAUAUUUGCGCAAAGCGCAGGCUGUGACAAAAUAUUUUAUAACAGUGAUUUCAACAGAGUGUGUAACAUUACUUACAAUCAGAAAACAGUACUUCCUGGAUUUCUAAUCUCAGCAGUAAAUCUAAUUCACUUGCAAAUCCUAUACACUUGCAUGCCUUAAGGUAUAGACACAUUGAUCUUCUGUUUAAUGUAUUUUACGUUAAUGUUAUCAGUGUGCAAGCAUGUUUGCCAGAUGGUUCUGAUUUUCCAUGGAAAGAAAUGAUCUAAAAUACUCCCUUUCUGGAUCCAGUUUGAAGGGCUUUCUGUUUAAGGCAAGUUUUUAAUAAUGUUGAGAUACUUAUCUGAAGUAGAAACUAGUCUAAAAGAUCUAUAUUCUUGUUGAUUACAUACUAUUUUCUCAAACUAAGUACAAGAUUAAUUAGACGUUUCCUUAUAGAAUUAAUACCAAAAUACAGCAUGUACUAUGGAAAUGUUGGAGGAAGAGUCACUCUUGGGAUAAUCUGGCUUAGUGAUCUCAAAUUGUUUUGACCAUGCAGCCAUCAGUAAAAAAAAAAAUGAGCAUGUAACAGGCAUCCUUAUUCAUUUAUAAAUUAUGUACAACUGUACAAAUAUUACAUGCACUGUAAAACGGACAAAGAUAGAAAUUAAAGGAUUAAAUAAACACUACUUUAUUCUACUAACAGUACCAAAAAUAAAUUUUCUUCCUGCACCUCA